Exaiptasia diaphana is the source of this 1063-nucleotide messenger RNA. Its product is annotated as deubiquitinase OTUD6B. Lineage: Eukaryota; Metazoa; Cnidaria; Anthozoa; Actiniaria; Aiptasiidae. The annotation marks the transcript as partial. Gene Ontology annotation, biological process: protein deubiquitination. The record is from RefSeq and is a predicted model, not a curated record. Gene Ontology annotation, molecular function: cysteine-type deubiquitinase activity. The transcript has a single exon.
AAUUUUAAAUGAUGACCCAAAAGAAGUAAUUGGACAUAAAACGCCCUUUGAAGUAUAUUACGCCAGGGUAAGUAAUUAUCCUAAAGCAUCCUUAGAUGCCAAAACGAAGGGGAAUAGAAAGAGAAAGUGYGAAAAGGAAAYUAACGAACAUCUUCAAAAGGCUUCUUCCUUACGAAAAGUUGCCAAAAAAGCAACUGAACGCUGCAACCGAAGAAUGAUCAAGAAACAUCUUAAGGCCAAUCCUCCAUCAGAGUACGAAAUCGGUGAAAAGGUUUACAUCCGUUUAUCAAGGAAAACGAAAMCUUUGCAGAAAAGGCGCUUCGUCUUAGAGGCAGUAGUAUUAAAAAGGAACCCAAAAAGACACUCCUACAAGGUCAAUUACAAAUCGCCAUCAACUGGGAAGACCAUACAAAAAUGGCUGCAGGUUGACGAUAUCACCAGUCUUACCCUCAAAGAAGAAAAAAGAAAACAACAGGUCGCAAAAUCAAGACAACAAAGCAAAAUCAUUGUGGAAGGYCAUCGCAAAAAAUACUAUAUUCCUCUAACGAAAGAUGACUYAAGAAAUARYAUAGUAGAUCAAGGAUACACUAUUAGUUUCGACCCAGUAGGAGAUGGAAACUGCCAGUUUGCUGCAAUUGCCCAUCAACUGCGCAAAAUUGGAAUCCUGYGCUCUCCUGAAACGAUGAGAGAGGAAAUUGUCCGUUAUCUACAGCAGAAUGAAAUAGACGAACAUGGUCUCUCUUUGCUGUCAUAUUUACUCGGGUUUAAUUCUUGGGAAGACUAUAUGAAAUAUAUGUCACAAGACCAAACAUUUGGAGACCAACAAACUCUGUUUGCUGCUGCAAAUCUUUUCAAUGUCAACAUCCAAGUUGUAUCUACAUUGGGUCAGGGAGCAAAUCACCUAUUUCAACCRACAUCUAGCAAUGCCAUCACUACAAUCUACCUUGGGCAUUUUGCAGAACAUCAAGGUGAGCAUUAUGUAAGUCUUGACGCAACAAAUAAUAAUUCGAUGUCUUCUCUUGAUGAACGGUUAACAGAAAAUCAAGACGAAUAUUCUACCUGU